Drosophila innubila is the source of this 926-nucleotide messenger RNA. Its product is annotated as microsomal glutathione S-transferase 1. The transcript is spliced from 2 exons. Bases 287 to 766 code for a protein of 159 amino acids. NCBI's taxonomy places the organism in Eukaryota, Metazoa, Arthropoda, Insecta, Diptera, Drosophilidae. The record is from RefSeq and is a predicted model, not a curated record. Gene Ontology annotation, cellular component: membrane.
AAUUAUAUCAAAUUAUUCUAAUACAAUAACAAUGUCCAUAUGGGAAUAUUUUGCAAAAUAGCAAAAAUUUGCAUGUAAGCUUAAGAAAGAACUAAGAGUAUGAAUAAUUUAAGUCAAUUUUUCGAUUGAAGGACAUAAAUAAUAAAGUAUUAUACCAGGUCAGGUAUGUGAUUAGUAUGGAAAUCCUGGGAGCACCAGCAGCUGUUAUAAUAGUACGGUGAUGUGGCCAUAACUUGAAUGCCUCUAUCGAGUAUCCGACUUGUAGUAAGACAUUAACAACGGGACAAUGAACAUGUCUGUGCCUGCAUCGGAGCCUUUGUUGAGCAAAUCAAAUUCGGUAUUUUGUUGUUAUUUAUUCUGGAGCAGUGUCCUUAUACUGAAGAUGCUGUGCAUGUCCUUGUUAACGGCACGUCAGCGAAUGAAAACCAAAACGUUUGCCAAUCCGGAGGAUCUACGAAUGGGACGUACGCCGGAGGUGCGUUUUAAUGAUGCCAAUGUGGAACGGAUGCGUCGCGCUCAUCGGAACGAUCUGGAGAACGUGCUGCCCUUUCUGCUAAUGUCCCUGGCAUAUGUGGCCAGUGGCCCCCACCCCCUGACCGCCAAGCUGCUCCUUCGCAUCGGAGCCACUGCACGACUGCUCCACACGAUUGUUUAUGCCUGUGUGCCGUUGCCACAGCCGGCGAGAAUUCUCAGCUUCUUUAUAACCUUUGGCAUUGUGGGCUUUGAGGCUGUUUAUGUGAUUAUUCGUUUUAUUAAGUACAUUUAAACGAGUAGCGGUAGGGGGAGUUUUAAUGAGUCGUUUUUUACGUUACAUUCAGUGUUGCCAACUACAUUAACAUUGGAAAAUAGCUAGAAAAAGCUGGGAGGCCAGAUGAAAAGUUGUUAAGAUUUUAGGUUGAUUUAAUACGCUGUACACAUUAUAAAUU